Messenger RNA from Peronospora matthiolae, 444 nucleotides. Lineage: Eukaryota; Oomycota; Peronosporomycetes; Peronosporales; Peronosporaceae. The record is from the annotation of a GenBank genome assembly.
AUGAGCGCGAAGCCUGACUCGCUAAUGACAUUUCUUGAGAUGAUCACGGGCAUGGAUCUCCGGAUGCAGAAGAAAGAGGCGUCGCAAGUACGCCUCAACGAAGACGAGAGGAUGCGCGUACAUCACGAUAGCGGGCUGUUUAAAUCAGAGAUCGAGGAGGACUUUGCAGGGGGACCCUACGACGGAGUGAUGAAGCUUGAAGACUUGCACGAUCGGCAGCCUCAGCAUCCAGAGCGGCGCGUACCAGCGCGGCUAAACGAUUUAAGGAUGCGAACGAUACAGCAGCCAAUGCAGCGUAUUAAUUCGUCACUAUUCUUGCCUGCCUUCUUGCCACCACACCAGCCAACACCAACGCCUCAAGUGAUGCCGGUAGCUCAAAGGCAGCUAGUGCAGCAGCAGAGACAAGUGACGCUGAUUCAGUAUUGCGCUCCAGAUGCGAGGUAG